AUGAAAAACUCAUCGGUUAUGUCAUCAGUCAUCAUACUGGAGGCUUUCUACAGUAUGGAGGGUCUUCAAUACUUGUACUUCACAAUAUUUUUCAUGUUAUACAUGCUUGUUGUUUUUGCUAACACCGCUGUCAUUUUUAUUAUAAUUAUUGACAAAGCUCUUCAUAAGCCUAUGCACAUCUUUCUUUGUAAUUUAGCAGUGAAUGGCAUCUAUGGCGGCACAGCUUUGCUGCCCUCCUUCCUUAGUACUUUAAUAUCUCCAUAUCAUGAGGUAUCUCUGGCGUGUUGUAAAGCUCAAACAUACUUUCUGCACACAUAUGCUAUGAUAGAAUUUACUAUUCUGUCGGUUAUGUGCUAUGAUCGCUAUGUGGCCAUCUGCUGUCCACUGCAGUAUCACAGUAUUAUGACCAAGACAAAAGUGUAUAAACUGGUUGCCCUCUCUUGGACAUAUCCAUUAGUGGCAUUUGCUUUGUUCUUUGUUCUGACUUUGCGGUUAAAGUUCUGUAAAAACAUAAUAGGGAAAGUGUACUGUAUCAAUUAUUCUCUUGUUAAGCUGUCAUGUGAUGACACGUAUGUUGUGAAUAUUCUGGGAUUGCUUUUUGUUGUUGUAUAUACUUUUCCUCAGCUUGUAAUGACUCUUUACUCAUAUGGACAUAUUCUUAAAAUAUGCCUUACUGCCACUAGAAAGUCUAAAAUGAAAGCGCUGAAAACAUGCACUCCACACUUAUUUGCCAUUUUGAACUAUAGUGUGGGGUGUUUCUUUGAAAUUGUACAAAGUCGCUUUGACACAAGUUUUUUGCCCUUUGAAACUCAAAUAUUUAUGUCACUUUAUUUCUUUAUAUUUCCUCCUAUUCUGAACCCAAUAAUUUAUGGGCUUAGUGUUCGUGCUUUAAGAGCCAAUAUUUCUAGACUGAUUUGUACGAAAAAUAAGUUACUACCCUUAAAGUAG
Messenger RNA from Triplophysa rosa, 948 nucleotides. RefSeq names its product olfactory receptor 51I1-like. Gene Ontology annotation, cellular component: membrane. The transcript has a single exon. The record is from RefSeq and is a predicted model, not a curated record. Lineage: Eukaryota; Metazoa; Chordata; Actinopteri; Cypriniformes; Nemacheilidae. Bases 1 to 948 code for a protein of 315 amino acids. Gene Ontology annotation, molecular function: olfactory receptor activity; G protein-coupled receptor activity. Gene Ontology annotation, biological process: G protein-coupled receptor signaling pathway.